Messenger RNA from Bombina bombina (fire-bellied toad), 3049 nucleotides. It is a transcript of the gene CHAF1B, whose product is annotated as chromatin assembly factor 1 subunit B. Gene Ontology annotation, cellular component: nucleus; CAF-1 complex. Bases 96 to 1835 code for a protein of 579 amino acids. The record is from RefSeq and is a predicted model, not a curated record. Gene Ontology annotation, molecular function: protein binding. Gene Ontology annotation, biological process: DNA replication-dependent chromatin assembly; nucleosome assembly. The transcript is spliced from 14 exons. NCBI's taxonomy places the organism in Eukaryota, Metazoa, Chordata, Amphibia, Anura, Bombinatoridae.
CAUUAGGUCACUGUGUGCUAGAUACGGGGCGCGCGCGGGAAAACCAAAAGUUACUUCAGCGAUUAACACUGACACAGCGUAUCCUCCCUGGCAGAAUGAAGGUCAUUACAUGUGAGAUUGCUUGGCACAAUAAGGAGCCUGUGUAUAGUGUGGAUUUUCAGCAUGGCACUGAUAACAAAAACAGAAUGGCGUCUGCAGGGGUGGACCUUGCUGUGCGAAUGUGGAAAAUAGAAAAUGGACCAGAAGGAAAAGCUAUUGUAGAAUUCUUGGCUAGCCUUGUUCGCCACACCAAAGCUGUCAAUGUUGUUAGAUUUUCCCCACAUGGUGAGAUAUUGGCCUCUGGAGGUGAUGAUGCUGCAAUAUUAUUGUGGAAGCUCAAUGACAGCAAAGAGCCAGACCAAACUCCAUUUCAGGAGCAAGAGGAAGUUGAACCAAAUAAGGAAAACUGGACUGUAGUUAAAACUCUGAGGGGUCACUUGGAGGAUGUAUAUGAUAUCUGCUGGACACUUGAUAGCAACUUUAUGGCAUCUGCAUCUGUGGAUAAUACAGCGAUUAUGUGGGAUGUUAAUAAAGGUCAAAAGCUUUCUAUAUUUAAUGAACACAAAAGUUAUGUUCAGGGUAUAACCUGGGAUCCUCUAGGGCAAUAUAUUGCAACGUUAAGCUGUGACCGUGUUAUGAGAGUAUAUAGAACAGAGACAAAGCGUGUAGCAUAUAAUGUUAGCAAGAUGACAUCAAGCACUGGAGCAGAAGGAGAGGUUAAAACUUACCGGAUGUACCAUGAUGAUAGUAUGAAGUCCUUUUUUAGGAGACUCACAUUUACUCCUGAUGGAUCUCUGCUUCUCACUCCUGCUGGUUGCGUUGAAGCUGGGGAGAAUGUAAUUAAUACAACAUAUGUCUUUUCAAGGAAGAAUCUCAAGAGGCCACUAGCUCACCUUCCCUGCCCUACAAAGGCUACACUAGCUGUGCGUUGCUGUCCGGUCUACUUUGAGCUUCGACCACAGAACAAAGGUGAUUCUGGUGAGGCUCCAUGUCAGGGUCUCCUUACUCAGCCAUAUCGCAUUGUGUUUGCUGUUGCCUCUGAGGAUGCAGUUCUAUUUUAUGACACUCAACAACUGUUUCCCUUUGGUUAUGUGUCUAAUGUGCAUUAUCAUACCCUGAGUGAUAUUUCAUGGUCCAGUGAUGGAAGCUUCUUGGCAAUAUCUUCUACUGAUGGUUACUGUUCAUUUGUUAGUUUUGAGAAAGGUGAGCUUGGUGUGCCACUAAAGGAUAAACCAGUAUUGAUUAUGAAAACCCCCUCAAUCAUGGAAAAAAAGAUAAAGAAAGCUCAGGCUCGGAAAGUUUCUUCCCCAGUGCCAAGACCAGUAGAACCGACUCCUGCUAGCAGACCCGUUGAGCAGUCCAAUCCCUGCACACCUGUUAAUGUCAAAACCGCAAAUACUCCUGUCACUAAGGAUUCCCCUUCAACACCAGUAGCUAUUAAAAUUAUCCCUGCAACUCCAACUUCAGAGGACAAGAAAAAUGGACAAAAUAAAGCCGGGCAGCCUAGAAGGAUUACUUUAAAUACUUUGGAAGCAUGGAGCAAACCAACCACACCCUCCCCAAGGAGAAUCACUCUUAUUCCUGUGAAGACCAAUUCUCCAAGUUCUUCACAGCCCACUCAGGCGUCCUCUUCUACUCCGCUGUCUGAUGCUCUCUCCAGUGAAAAUAAUUCUCCAGUUGAAGACACCUCUUGCAAACCUCCAGAAUCCAAACGUAAAAGAACUGAUCCCCUGUCUGACAAGUCUGAUGAAAACCUGAGCAAAGACGCUUCUAACGAAGAGCAAAAAAAGAUUUAGGAUGUUUUGUUUAUCUUUGUAGUGCGGUCAAGUUAGCUACAAAUGUACCUCAAACAGGUGUCACCCAGGUUAUGACCCUUUGCAUGCCCAAUAUGUUCUGCUCAUCUGAAAAAAAGAAAUUGCUUUGGGUAUUUGAUAUUGGUGUUUGUCUGCCAUGCCAGAUUCCUAAAAUCAGAUGAUGCAGAUAUUUGGGUCUUUGCUUUUCAGUGACUUUGUCCCUCUAUACUAAUGAAUUUCUCCAAAGGGUACUUAGCUGCAUUUCUAAGAAGAGUUGAUAUAUAUUUUUCUGAUUAAAACUGUGUCCUUCAGUCUAGUCUAUAUACUGAGGCUGCACAUAUAAGAUAAUUCCAGAUGCUGUACCACCAUAAGAUAUUCAAGCUAUAGCCAUCUUGAUUUUAUUCAAUAUCUGCAGCUUGUGUAUCUGACAGAGGGUUGAGAUGAAACUAUCCAGGAAGGUUGUGUUCUUUAUCCAGUUAAUAUAUUAAAGCAAAAUUCUAAAUCUUGCUCACAAAUAUAAAUUAAUAUCAGCUUUUGGGUCAUUUUCAUUUCCUGUGUGAUGGGAAUUUUAAAAAUAGCCUUCAAAUAAGAACAAAUGAAUGAGAUUUGUAUUGAGAUUACAAUAUGUUUAGCAUAUUCUAAUGGCUCUUUGCAACAUCGGUCUAACGAGUACCAUGUGGACUGUUUUUUUUAAUUGGGUUAUUUAAAUAUAUAAAGCUUUAUUUCAAACUGUAAUGUCACCUAGAAUAUAUUUUCCAUUCUUUAUAGCCCAUUUAGUGUACUUUUAAUUUAUUAUAUGUAACUGUUUAUGGGAGGUUGUAUUAGCCAUUAAAUAUCUGGUUUUCUCUUCUCUGACUUCUAUUAUAGAGAAUAUAAAUAUACAAUAUAGCCACAGGUAGUGGCAUUACUGUAUUUUCGGCACCAGAUUUAUUUGUGUGAAGGAGCAACACGCAAAGAUCUGUACAAGUCCAGAACUUUGUGUGUUGCACUUUCACACAAAUGUCCCGAAAACGACCCAAAUGCUGCUACCCGGGGCCAUAUUCAGCAUUUUUCUAAAAUAAAUAACCGAAUGUACAUGUCUAGUAGAAUUUUUUUUUUUUGCGGAAGCCUUAACUAAUUGGUAUGUUCACUUUAAAUGUUACUGUUGCUCACUUGGAAGGAAAUAUGUUGUCUGUUUCUUUAUUGUUGUCAAUACAUUUUGUUACGUGUUUAAUAUA